Notolabrus celidotus (New Zealand spotty) is the source of this 1258-nucleotide messenger RNA. Its product is annotated as protein phosphatase 1 regulatory subunit 1A-like. The record is from RefSeq and is a predicted model, not a curated record. The transcript is spliced from 8 exons. Bases 180 to 812 code for a protein of 210 amino acids. Gene Ontology annotation, cellular component: cytoplasm. Gene Ontology annotation, molecular function: protein phosphatase inhibitor activity. Gene Ontology annotation, biological process: intracellular signal transduction. Lineage: Eukaryota; Metazoa; Chordata; Actinopteri; Labriformes; Labridae.
GGUGUUCCUUGCCCAGAAUGCCCUUGUCUGAGUGCUGAAAGCCGGGAGAGACAGAAAGGAAGAGGAGUGAAGCCGGAGUGGAGACACCAGCAGCCUCCUUGUCUCAUUUGGAUUCCCCUUCCUUGGAUCACUUCUUCCUCCUCCUCAUCUCUUCAUCCUGUUUGACUGACAGAAUCACCAUGGAAACCGGGAGCCCCAGGAAGAUACAGUUCACUGUUCCCUUGCUUGACACCCACCUGGACCCUGAGGCAGCUGAACAGAUCAGAAGACGUCGACCCACACCGGCCACUUUGGUGGCGUCCAGUGAUCAAUCCUCACCUGAAAUAGAUGAAGAUCGUCUGCCAACCCAGUUGUACAAGGCGGCCUUGCUGAAUUCUCCUCGACAGCGGAGAAAAGGGCAGAAAGGAACGCCAACGAUGAAAGAGCUGCAGUUCAUGGUGGAGCACCACUUGUACCGGCAGCAGCAGGGCGCAGGGGACGAUUGCUCCUCAGAGAGCUGCCUGUCGGAUCGGCCCAGCCCUGACUCUGUCCCCGCUGGGGAGGAGCUCCCACAUGACGAGGAGGCCACUGCAGAGGCCUUUGAGAAACUGCGCUGCCAAAUGGAGGAGUUCUCCAGGGAGAGCCUAUUAGAAGCUGCGGGUGGGCUCGAGUGCCCCCUCUCCAACGAAAAAGAGGGUUGCUCCAGUGCUGCCAGUGUAGCAGAUCCUUCAACGCAACAAAACAACGCACAAGCAGGCACAAAAGCAGCAGCAUCGAGUGCGGGUCAGCCAGCAGAGGAGAAGACAAAGAAAAGUCUGGAGAAAGAGAAAUAGAGUGGUCUCCUGUUCAACACAAUGCUGCUCAGUCUGCUCCGCCAGCCCAACACAAUGACAAAAGAUUGUGUCUGCAGAUCCUCUUUUUACUGACAUCAGGGCAUCUAUGUUCCUCUACAGGCAGGCCUUAGUUUCCACCAGAGAACAAAGGUUUCUACUUUUAUUUCAUUUUAAAAAACCUGUGUAAACUACAAUUAUUUCAUUAAUGUAUACUUGUUUUAUAUAUAUUGCCCCUGCACUAAAGUAAAACUGGCUUACUGUACGUAUGAACGAGACUGGGAGUCACACAAUCAUUGUCAUAAACUACCAAAACUUACAUCCGUAAUGUCCCCAGAAACUACAACAAAUAUGAAAUGUGCAAUCUUUUCUUUCAUUUACUAUGUGCCAUGACUUCUGCAACUUGUUCCAUCUCAAAGCAAUAAAAUGUUUUUGUAUCUCAUAGAGAA